Molecule: messenger RNA, 9679 nt
Organism: Xiphophorus maculatus (southern platyfish)
Lineage: Eukaryota; Metazoa; Chordata; Actinopteri; Cyprinodontiformes; Poeciliidae
Gene: fam135b
Product: family with sequence similarity 135 member B
Exons: 20
Coding region: 495-4547 (1350 amino acids)
Source: RefSeq, a predicted model, not a curated record
UCGCGCAUCAAGAGGGACUCUCAAUCAGAGGGAGCCUCGCGCGCUACUAACGAUGAGGUUCCCCGACCAGCACGCGCUCCGUUUGGAAUGAGGAGGAGCUGAAGAAGAAGCUGAAGAAGAAGCUGGCGAUGAACGCAGGGAGUGAGCGCGCGCGCCGCGACGUUGCCGCACUUUCCCAAAUUGAGAGAGAGAGAGAGAGAGAGAGAGAGAGAGAGAGAGAGAGAGAGAGAGAGAGAGAGAGAGAGAGAGAGAGAGAGAGUUGACGCGCGGCAGAGACGGGCGGCAGAACACACAGGGUCUGGGUGAAUGUAUAACCAUGGCAACAGCAGCAGCAGCAUCAGAAGCACGAGAAGCUGGGAUAUAAACAUUGCAUCCGUCCGUCCGUCCGUCCGCAAACAGACCGAUUUUUACUCCGUUUAAGGAUCGGAGCUGGAGCCGAACCCUCUGCGGACAUCACACCACAUCGCUGCUAAGGUGAUGAGUGGGACUGUAUCAUGUCUGAAGUACAGGGAACGCUGGAGUUUUCUGUAGAACUGCACAAGUUUCACAAUGUGGAUCUGUUUCAGAGGGGCUUCUACCAGAUACGAGCAGCACUGAAAGUCUCACCUCGAGUGCCCCACAGGUUGACCGUGACAACAACUGACAAUGCAGGAGAGUGCAGCUUCAGCUCCACAGGGGUGUACGACGGCAGCGUCUUCAGCCGGAUAGUUCAGAUCCUCUACAGAAACGAGGAGAUUGAUGUCAACGACUGCAUGAUCUUCAAAGUCCACCUACUACUGGAUGGAGAAAGGUUGGAGGAAGCCUUGAGUGAGGUGGACUUCCAGUUGAAGUUGGAUCUUCACUUCACCGACAAUGAGCAGCAGUUGGCAGAGAUAGUGACAGUCCCGUUGAUCAGCAGUCGGACUCUGAGGCUCCACUUCCAUCCGCGGCGAGGCCUUCACCAUCACGUCCCCGUCAUGUUUGACUACUUCCACUUGUCUGUCAUUUCUGUCUCCGUGCACGCCUCACUGGUUGCCUUACACCAACCGCUAAUCAGCUUUGCGCGCACGGGGAAGGGCACCUGGCUGGGGAAAGGCUCGCCUGAGAGCGUGAGCGACCCGUCUGCUGUGUCUGUGGAGAACCUGGUGUUCGGAGCUGGCUACUGCAAGCCUGUCAUCUCUGAGGGAAGCUUUUAUGUUCCCAGUGAAAACUGCCUGCAGAGAGCUCAUACGUGGCACCGGAGGCUCUGUCGCCUCCUGCUGGCCGCGCACAGAGGGCUGCAUGCCUACUGCAGCUUGCUGAGGCAGGAGAUCCCGCAGCUGCAGCUGGUUCCACUGGAGUCAGAGUUGCUGCCUGUAGAUGAAAUUCUAAACCAGCUCUCCAUAGAGUUACAGCUGCAGGAAGGCCAUGAGAAGGUAGCCGAACAGAUCAGCAGGGACGUGAGCCAGCUCUGCUCCCAGCUGGCUGCGCUGUGGAGCCGUUUCCUGGAGACAGCUGUGCUCAACCCCUACAUCCUGUCCUAUCUGACUCAGGAACAUCACACACUUAGGGUGAGAAGAUUCUCAGAGGCAUAUUUCUUCACCAAACACCCGAAAGAGAUCUGUUUGACGUUUCAGGAAGAACUAAUCAACAGACACGGCCAGAUAGCUGCAGAAGUGCGGAGCUCUGACUACUUGACCAAAAUGCCUCCUUUGCCCGUCGAGUGCCUGGACAUCGAUGGAGACUGGAACAGCCUGCCCAUCAUCUUUGAGGACAGAUAUGCAGAGUUUCUGCAGACAGAAACGGUAUCGCAUGUGCCAAUACUUGAAACCACCAAAGAAUUCUCCACCAAACGGAUUCUUCAUAGCAGCCAGGAAGCCAAAUCACCAGCAUUAUCCCGGCAUUCCUUGGACAGUGAAGAAUGCAUGGACACUCCCGUGCAUGUCGUAGUUAAAGCGGAUCAAAGGCAAAAUGAUGUAACAGAUACCCAGAACAUCAUCCAGACUGAGCACGAUACAGAAGAUUCCAUGGUUGACGAUCAGAAGUUGAAGGAACCAGCAGAAAGUCUUGGCAUUGAUGAUGAACCCUUUCCUACAGAUCCAUCUACUGGAGAGGGAGCUCUUGUUCUUUCCUCUGAUUGUACCAACAGUGGUAAAGAAUCUCCUGUUCUCAAUGGAAGAGAAAACUUCUCUGUACCUUGUGAUGGUAACAACCUUAGCACAACCACUGAGCAAGAAAACACAGAAGAGGACAGUGAUGUCGCUAUGCCUUUAAAUCACUCGAUGGAUGACGACAGCGAAGAUGUUCCCCCCAACAGCAUGAGUCCUGCUUUGCCUCCGUUCCCCGGAGACCUCAGGAAAGAAACGACUCAUCGUGGAGGCUUGGUAAGCUCAAAGAUCAUGAAGCGCUCGUCGUCCGUAAUCUCAGACUCGGGUAUCGAGAGCGAGCCUAGCUCGGUGGCGUGGCCCAUGGAAGUUGUGCUUCAGGGACGACCUUCUCUAGAUUUCUCUAGUGAGCGGGAGAUCCCGAAACAAAUCGUGUUGGACCACCCGGUCCAUCGCAGCUGUCUGGAAGGCCUGCGGAUGGGGAGCAAUGGCAGCCUUCCAAGUGGAGGCAUAGAGGCCUCUCUCACUUCGAUUAGCUCCCUGCCCUACGAGGAGGACCAGCAACAACGGAAACUCAGCAAACUGACUAAGUCUGUCUCUGCACCGCAAAUAAGCAGCCCAGAAGAUGCGGAGGAAGAUCAUAUUUUAAUCGGUUUGGAAAAAGACAGGACAAGCUCAGUGUGUCAGCAGGAUUUGGGCAUUUUGAACAUGGAUUCAGAACAAUCUGAGUUGUCUCAGCUAAGCCUAAACACUGACCAGACUGGUAGGAGCGUGGGCUCAGAAAAUUCAAACUCUCAGCAGGAUUUGUCAGAGACCUGUGGAAGAAAGUUGGUCUUAAGUGGCGUGUCUGACGUGUUACUUUCCCAAAACUCCAUAGAGAGGCUUUGCGUAGCGGCAAGUGGCAACCAGGGGGAUGAAAAGAACCGUCAAACACACAUGAAUGGAGAGAGCACUUCAGUGGAAGAUGUGCAUCUCCUCGAAUCGGAAGUAGCUCCCUGUAGAUGUGGAAGCAAACCAUGUGUGUGUAAAAGUGCAGCAGAGCAGGGCAGCAGUAGCUGCGGAGAUGAUUGCCAGAGUUUCCACCAGAGUGAGCAGAGAGGCGUUGAGGAUAGACAUCUGGAUCCCCCUCACAUGCCCCUGAAAAGCUCACAGUCCAACGAUCUUACCAACAGGACUGCCGUCAGGCCCAGUGACCUCACAGGGCUGAGGGCCAUGGAAAUAACGUCGCCCCCUAACCUCAGCGGCGCAUCAAUCAGUGACAAAGACCCUUUGGAAAGCCAGACCAAGGCCUCAAAAAUCCCUAACUCCGGGCUGGCCUUUGUGAAUAAGAAGAUGGUGGAGGUGGUGAACAUGUCUGUGUCCUGCGCCCCGACUUGCCUGCCGUUUUCAUCCGUCCUUAGAGACUCCCCCUCCGUCAGCGGCAUAUCUGCUCGCCAGGCUUCCUCGCCUAUUACCCAUCAGCCUCUGGGCUCCUUCGGUAUCAUCUCCUCAUCUUCGCUCAGCCCCUUGGCCACGGAUGAGGAGACCAAUGAACGGAUGCUGAGUUUCUACAAAGCCAAAGAGGAGCUUCUGAAAGAGUUGAAGUUCCAGGCCAGCUUAUACAGCGACCUUCCUCUCCUGGCGUCAGAUCUGCCCUACUUCCCUCCUGAGGAGGACGACGAGGAGUUUGAAGACGGGAUACAUCUCGUGGUGUGUGUCCACGGUCUUGACGGCAACAGCGCGGACCUCCGACUGGUCAAGACGUUCAUUGAACUGGGCCUGCCGGGAUCCAGGCUCGACUUCCUAAUGUCUGAACGAAAUCAGGCCGACACGUUUGCAGAUUUCGACACCAUGACAGAUCGACUCCUGGAUGAGAUCAUUCAGCACAUCCAGCUGUACAAUCUCACUAUUGGCAGGAUAAGCUUCAUCGGUCACUCCUUGGGCAACGUCAUCAUCCGGUCAGUGCUGACCAGGCCUCGCUUCCGCUGCUACCUGCCCAGGCUGCACACCUUCCUCUCUCUGUCUGGUCCACACCUGGGAACGCUGUACAACAACAGCGCCUUGGUCAGCACAGGUCUGUGGUUAAUGCAGAAGCUGAAGAAGUCGGGAUCCUUGCUGCAGCUCACUUUCAGAGAUCACGUCGAUCCGCGGAAAACCUUCCUCUACCUCCUGAGUCAGAAACCAGGGCUGCAGUACUUCAAGAAUGUGGUGUUGGUGGCGUCUCCGCAGGACCGAUACGUUCCGUUCCACUCAGCCAGGAUAGAGAUGUGCACGACUGCCCUGAAAGACAGGACCACAGGGCCCGUUUACACCGAGAUGAUCAACAACCUCCUGCAGCCAGUGGUGGAGGCCACGGAGUGCCGCCUGAUCCGGCAGAACGUGUUCCACGCUCUGCCAAACACGGCCAACACCCUGAUCGGCCGCGCUGCCCACAUCGCCGUCCUGGACUCUGAGCUCUUCCUGGAGAAGUUCUUCCUGGUGGCGGGGCUCAACUACUUCAAAUAGAGGCAGUGCAGCCACAGCUCACCAGAACCGAGUGGAGAGUCUAAGUUUUCUCAUUACUCUGUACAGUUAUUGUUACGAAUGUAAAAAAAAAAAAGUCAGCUCUGUAAAUCCUACCUUUUAGGCUCGUUAGCCAUCGUCCUGAAAGAAUUAGUGUGUCAUGACUGUUCCUGUUGAAAACUCAGAUGAGUGUGAUUUGUAGCUUACCCAACACGAAACAUCUGAGGGCGAUGAAGAGAGAAACGGAGGAUGUUUUGUCUGCCUUAUGAGUACGCUCUCAGCCAGAAACACAAGCAGAAGCUAACGGUGUUCCCUGCUUUCCCUUUAGACCUCAUUUAGAACAUUCUGCGUUUGCUGGUUGAUGAAUUCUUUCUGUAGGAGUCACACCGAUGUUAUUCUUCACACCGUCUGUAGAACCAAUGCAAUAGAUGUGCGGCAUUUAACCCUAUGAUUGUACAUGGAGUAUAUUGUUGUACAGGAAACAGCUCUUCCUUUAUACAAAAGAGAUAUAUUGUUUAAGAUGAUUUAUUUUUACGUAUCUACGGUGUAAGUAGUUCUUCUAAAUGUGAACUUCUGUGUCUUUGUGUGAACUCCACUGACGUUGUCCCAUGUGGGGAGAGGUGGAACGUGGUGUAGCUGAAAAUUGACUUCAUUCAUAUCCAUUUAGCUCAGUUGUCUAAAUAUUAAGCGAAAAGUGAAUUAUUUUAUAUUUCUAAAGACUUUUUGCAUUUUCUAAUCAGCAAAUUGAUCAAAACCCACACCAGCCAACAAAACCACUGAAAACACUAAGCACUAAUAACAAAGUACUAGCAACCUUUCUCGAAGUCACAUUUAUAAAUAGCUGCCCAUUUAAAAAUGUUUAAAACAAAAUUACAGAGGAGUAAAAUAAUACAAAGUGUCCAGGUUUGGCUAGAUGAUGACGUCCUUGCUUAGCGACAUAAUCAUUUAGCGACGGUGUGCAGGUGUUACACUCAACAUUUUAGAAACAAAGGCCCAAAAAAGUUUUGGGUAACACAAACAAAAGAACCUGAACUUGAUCUGUUUUUGGAUAAGCUUGGAGUAUUUAUUUAUUUUUUUUUACUAAAUUUUUGCACUUCCUCAAAGUAAGUGAAGCAUCCAGUAAAUGCAGGGACUUAAUUUUUCUCCACUCUGAAGCAGGAUAUUUCUGAGUCUAUCCAGAGAUGAAAGAAAGUCUGUUACAAUAUGGGAUUUAUGCUUCUUAAACACCAUCCAUAUUAAGUGACUUUGUCUUUCUAUAGCUCUGGUCCGAUGACGACAACUUCAGACAGAUUAAUCUAAAAGCAGGUGGUGAAAAUAAUUCAGGCUUUUACAUCAUGAGGAUAUGCCUGGAAUCCAUCUGGUUGGAUUAAUCAGGAUUUAUAGAUAUGUAUAGCUGAGUAUCAUCAGCAUAACGAUGGGACCUUAUCCCAUGUUGUGAUACUUUUACCAUGUGGAUUAUUUAUAUGUGCAAGUGAUCCAAACUCUAAACUCUGUGGUACUCCAUCCUGGUGCAUGUGGACGGUUUGUCAUCGACAUGAACAAACUGAAGCUUAUAACACAGAUUAAAUGCAUCCAUCAGAUUACUUCAAGAAUUCUGGAUGAGAAAAAAAAACAUUAGAUAUAGGAAGGUAAUACAUGAAGGAGUAUUAAAUCUGAACAGCCUGCAUUCUAGAGCUAUUUUAGUUAUGUGUUACUGUACAACUCCAACAACAGGUGUUGACCUCAGAAGUGUGACUUUUAGGCUGUUUUGAAAGCGUAACAUUUUGCAAUAAAUGUUCCCUCUGUGUUUAUAUUAAACAAUGAAUAUGCUUGUAAAAACAAACCAGCUUUCAGAUUCUACCCCGCAGCUUUGGGUUUAGCUUGUACCACUUGCUUUUUGUACAGAAACCUACACCAACAACAGAACAUUCCCUGUAGUCAUAGGGCAAGAAGUCUAGAAACACGAAAUAAACACAAUAAAAGGCUAGGUACAACCCAAUUGUCAGGACAUACCAUUAGAGUCCAAUGCUACUGGCACCCACUAGUGUUACUUGUUAGCACAGAAAGUGUUUUCAUGUCUCGUAAAAUUCUAAAUGAUUAAAUUUUUCCGACCAGCCAAUAUGUGAUCUUUAGCUAGAUUCAAUGACAACAUAUUGGGGUCACUGUGGAUAAAAAAAACUCAGAAAUUUGGAAGACAAUUUCAGACAUUUUCUAGAAAAAAAAAUUGGAUGUUCAAACCUAGUGGCAGUUCUCCACCGACACCCCAUCUGAACUGCAUCGUAUUAUGACUUCCAUGUUCGUUAUGGAAGACUUUUUAAACUCAGAUAUUUCCUUUUUUUUUCUAAAAAUUUUAUUUUAUUUUUUUUGUAAAUUAUUUUUUUGCCCUAAUAUGGCGCCAUAAGAUUCACUAUGAUCAACAUGCUGGCGGCUUCACUUAAAAACCAAAAAUCUGAAAAACUUUUGACAGUUUUUCGGUUUGGUUCUGAAAUACUUUUAUCAAAAAUAUGCUGCUUUGUGCAUUUACUUUCCCAGUAUUUAUCUAAAUGAUUUUGUCCAUCUGGUAGCUACUGAGGCUCGGUCAGACAGUUGAGCUGAUUAUUUAGUCCAAUUAUUUGUGGAAGCAUGACUACCCCAAGCUAUGAGAUCAACCUAUUGUGAAGGAUCUCUAUUAGUUAUGAGACAAACAGUAAACAGGCUCACUAAUAUAAUCAAGCUUAUGUAAUGAGAGACAGAAACAUGACAAAUUACUACAACACUGUGGUUUAAUAGCCAUAGUUUUCCUAAUGAGCCAUUUUUUAAUGUCUCGAUUAAAAUCCUCCUUUGACAGCCACAGAUUUUUAAUAAGGGUAGAUUAGCAUUUCAGUGCUGUCAUUUGUCAGGAAAUUUAAAUGAUUUUGAAUGAACUGCCACGAUUUACCUCCGUUGUUUUCGAAAUCAUCAUGAUGCGUAUCAAAAUGUCAUCAGCAUAAUGAGAGAUAUUGUUUUUAUUUCUUUGCUACAUGCACACUGCAUGAUGUGGUUUUCAAGGGGUUUUGUGAAAACUCCUGUCCAUCUUGUUGCGUUUACAUUUUCCGAAAUUGGAAACGUUUCCUUAGGCAUUUCAUAUCCAGCAGCGCUGCGUGACAUGGAUCUGCUGCGUAAUGUAUUUCUGUACAUACAGAGAGCUAUAUUUUAACCUUUGCACUGGUUUGUUGGCAAGUGCACUUUAGUGACAACCUUGAAUCAACCUCUACUAGCUUACAAAAAUACAAACAGCUUUUUGUGUGUGUGGUUACUGUUAGAAAAUUGCACUUGCUUCUUUUGGUCUGAAGGUCGUGUCGUGGGCUUAUUGUGAGAGGUAAAGUCUGGUCUCAUCUGUUCGGCCGUCGUCUCGUUAUCAAAAUGUUCGCUGCCUUGCAGAACAACUGAUAACUUGACAGAGUGUUUUUUUUUUGUUGGGGAAGCUGUUACAUUGUAAGCAGUGAUGGUCACUAGCUGUGUUUCCAUUACAAAUGUGCACAAAUCUGUGUCUAUAAUAAUGUCAAAAAAACACAAUUCCACAAUUGGCGUUUCCAUUAAAUAAUAAAUGAAAUCAAAAUCACACGUGUUCACAUGACAAGUUUUCAAAAAUCUUGGCUGCGACAGAUGUAAACAUUUACAUGAGAUGUAUUCAUAAUCCAGCGCUCGUCAUCGAUCAGCCAAUCAGAGGAGACGUCUUAUUCAGGUGCUGGAGCAACAAACCUCGCCUACUUGGGAGCGGGUAUGUGUGAGGCGUUUUGGGGAAAUUGUAGUCGGCAUGCUGCAGAAUGACAUGGAUGUCUGAAAAAAACAAAAGUUAAGCAUCAUCCUCCUCCUCUGUUCUGUCAUUAUCUUUGUAACAUCUGGUUGUUGAUCACAUGACUCGUGUGAUCCGAAACAUUUUGAUACAACAGAAAAAAACCACCUGAUCUUAGCGCAAAAACUUAUUGAGGAACACAAGUUCUUCUGAAUUGCCAUGUUUCUAUUAAGCAAAUUUAUUUGCGUAAUUCCAAUUUGAGCAAUUUUACGGUCAAUGGAAACGCAGCUGGUCACAUGGCCGUAGUUUUGAAGCAAAGACUGUCUACAAAACGCCACAAUGCAAAGCUGCCACGCCUCAUUUUGCUACUCACACACCCCGAUACACACGCUUUGUCUGGAUGAGGCUCGAGCCUGUGUGUGUUACAGGUCCCCCGUGUUUGGCCACUAAGAAUAAAUGCAGAGAAAAAAAGGGUUGAGUGUGCCCUUCAAAGUUAGCUACAAAACGGUUUCCUGCUCUGUUGGAAGGGUGAAUUGUCACAAGAAUUACAAAAUGACAUUUAGAUAGUUUUGAAGUCCGAUCAGACAGUGGAAAACAGUGUUUGUUACGUACAGCUCAGUAGCUGUAAAAGAAUGUGCUGAUGUUGCUAAUGGUGCAUUUUGAGGGGUUCCCCAAACCCAGAUCGUCCUUUUUAGUUUCUCUGUCAACCUUCAGAACUAUGUGACUUGAGCCUCUCUGUAUUCAGUCGCCCUUUACUGGAGUGCGUGAAUUAUUUAUGUGACAGAAGUGUUCUCUACACCGUUGCUCGGCUACCUUUCCUGUGUUUGAACUGAAUGUAAAAAAGUUUGAAGUCACUUUGAGGAACUUCCAUUGAUUUCCUCUUACUUACAUACAUGUAUUGUACCUUAACUAGUACUACAUCUGUGCCAAUAUUACUGAAAUAUUUUUAUAUGUUGCUGACCAUACUGUAUGUACUCUGAAGUAGCUUGUGUUCUAUGUAUCAAAUUAAAAAUACUAUAUAUAUGUAUAUAUAUAUAUAUCAUAGUAUUAUCCAAUGAAGUUAGAAAUAAAAAGUAUUCCUUUUGCAUUCCAUUUAUUUUUGCCUUCCUGAGUCUUCAUUUAACUUCCCUUUAUAACGCAUGUAAUUCUACAAUUUUGAGCAAAAUUACCACAAGUGAUGGUAAAUUAAAAAAAUUAAUCAGCCAAUAAUUACCUUUUAAUAUGUGAAUGGCUACGUAACAACGUCUGAGGUCUUGUGUGGAUUGUACACAUCUCAGAUGACUUGCUAGUGUGGCAUCAUGGGAAAAUCAAUGUUCAUGUCUCUGGCAACACAGUCCAGAAUACAACAGUGAGCUUAUGUUUUCAAUUUUUGUCAUUUCAUUAAUGAAAUAAAAUGUUCUUC